AUGUCGGGUUUUUUUUCACUAGGGGGAGGGUUUGGAAUUGGGAAAGAUGAUGAACAACGACAUGAUCAGAAUCAAGAGCAGGAAGAUAGUAUAAUCACUCCUAAUAGUUUGUAUUUGUUCAAGAACGAGGAGAUCUACAGCAAAGGAUUUGAACUAUGGCAACAGUAUUAUCAGCUUCACCAGCACCGGCAGCAGCACCACCAUCAACAACCGCCGCAUUAUGAUUUGGGUGUCGCCGGUAGGAGAAGAAGUGGCACUGCUAGUGGUGGUCUGGAUGAUCUUUGCCUUAACAGCAGCAAUAACAACAACAACAACAAUCAUCUUUACUCGUCUUCUUGGAAUAAUAUCAUCAGUAGAUCGGUUGGGAGUGGCGAGGGGACCAAAGUGAUGAGGCAGGCUGGGUAUGGAAUCGGCGGCGAUCACGGCGGUGGAGGGAGUAGCAGCGGUGGUGGUGGUGGUGGGAUGAAUUGUCAAGAUUGCGGCAACCAAGCGAAGAAAGAUUGUCAGCAUAUGAGGUGUAGAACAUGCUGCAAAAGCCGUGGGUUUCAGUGUCAAACCCAUAUCAAGAGCACCUGGGUUCCGGCAGCUAAACGGCGAGAACGUCAACAACAGCUCGCUUCAUUAACUCAACAACAACAGCAGCAGCAACAUAAUUUAGGUAACCACCAGCUGAGUCUCAUGAUGAGAGGCGGCGGAAGUGGCGGAGCAGGCGAUGGUAUUGAUCAGAAUCCAAAGAGAUUACGGGAGGAUCAUCAUCUCUUGACCGUUGGUGGCGGCGCCGGCGGUGGUGGUGCUGUGGCUGUAAAUUUGCCAUCUUCGCAUCAUCACAACACUUCAUCAGAAGUGGGUCAUUUCCCGGCGGAAGUGAGUUCUCCGGCGGUUUUCCGGUGCGUUAGGGUGAGUGCAAUGGACGAGGCGGAGGAGCAGCUGGCAUAUCAGACGGCAGUUAACAUCGGUGGACAUGUUUUCAAAGGAAUUCUGUAUGACCAUGGUCCGGAAGGUCGAUACAACCACCCAGGUGGCGGAGAUAGCUCCUCCGCAGGCGGCGGCGGUGGUCAACAUCAACAACUUAACCUCAUUACUUCCGGUACGAUGGGAAUUGCCACCACCUCCGUCAAUCCAAAUGUUACUUCCUCCAUUGAUCCUUCAUCUAUAUAUCCAACACCACUCAAUGCUUUCAUGGCCGGUACGCAAUUCUUCCCACCACCAAGAUCUUGA
Molecule: messenger RNA, 1218 nt
Organism: Cynara cardunculus var. scolymus (artichoke)
Lineage: Eukaryota; Viridiplantae; Streptophyta; Magnoliopsida; Asterales; Asteraceae
Product: protein SHI RELATED SEQUENCE 5-like
Exons: 2
Coding region: 1-1218 (405 amino acids)
Biological process (GO): positive regulation of DNA-templated transcription
Cellular component (GO): nucleus
Molecular function (GO): DNA binding; DNA-binding transcription factor activity
Source: RefSeq, a predicted model, not a curated record